Messenger RNA from Abrus precatorius (Indian licorice), 1541 nucleotides. Its product is annotated as REF/SRPP-like protein At1g67360. The transcript has 3 exons. The record is from RefSeq and is a predicted model, not a curated record. The coding region runs from base 193 to 903 and encodes 236 amino acids. NCBI's taxonomy places the organism in Eukaryota, Viridiplantae, Streptophyta, Magnoliopsida, Fabales, Fabaceae.
UUCCUUCAGACCAAUUACAAACAAGGUUGAAGGUUUUCUCUCCAAUCCCCCACCGUCGUUUCACUCCACUCUGUGGGCCUUCAAAGUUUUAUGUUUUUGGCGUUUCAUUAGUCCUCUUCCGUCUUUCUAUAAAACAAAAUUGAAACCUCCACUCCUUUACAUUUUACCAACGAGCAAGUUCCGACACAGACCAUGGCCACCAACGAGAUAGAGGCAAGGGUUGAGAGCAACAACAAAGAAUUAAAGCACUUGGGGUUUGUGAGAAUUGCUGCUAUACAAACAUACGUGUUUGCGUCAAAUCUGUUUGAGUACGCAAAGCAGAACUCAGGGCCUUUGAGAUCCGCUGUUGGAACAGUGGAGAGCACUGUAACCACCGUUCUUGGUCCUGUUUGCAACAAAUUCAAGGGCGUCCCUGAUGAUGUCCUGGUUUUUGUUGACAAUAAGGUGGAUGAAGCUACUCGCAAGUUCGAUGAGCAUGCUCCUCCUUUUGCUAAGCAGCUUGCCGAUCAGGCUAAGUGUGUGAUUCAGAAAGUGACACAUGAAGCGGGGAAAUUUGCAUGUGAGGCUCGAUCUGGGGGGCCACGAGCAGCUAUACAUCAUGUUGCUACUGAGUCAAAGCAUUUUCUGUUAAUAAACUCCGUGAAGUUGUGGAAUGGGCUUAACCAUUAUCCACCAGUCCAUGCAUUGGCAGAGAUGGCAGUUCCCACCGCUGCUCACUGGUCAGAGAAGUAUAACCAUGUGAUCAAGGUCAUGACUGAAAAGGGUUAUAGUGUUGUUGGGUAUCUACCUUUGAUUCCCAUUGACGAGAUAGCCAAGGCAUUUAAGCAGCAGGGAGAGGCGAAUUUGAAAGGAGAUGAAACAGCCUCAGCUGAAAAGAGAUCAGAAUCAUCUGAUUCUGAUUAAGUUGAGCUUUGCUUCUUUACAAUAUUUGCUUCUGAGUGAGGGCUUCGUGGGUUGAAACUUUCUGGGCCAGGUGGUGGUUGUGGCUAGAGUUGGCAAGACCAUGUAACAAAUCCAAGUACCUAGAAAAUAGGGAUUUAUGUAAAUGGUACGCUAAAUGGUCAUGAAGUUUGUGUCCUACUUUUUUAUUUGCAUAUAUAGAAGAUUGCUUUGCUCAGUGUCUUUAAUUACGACUAUUGACCGUACAGGACAUGAUAAGUACAAUACUGGCUAUUGCACCCAUUGGCAGAUGAAUUUGAUUUCUUUAUACCAGUGGACCCACAAAAGUUGACAUAAUAGGUAAACAACUCGAGCUAAUCGUUUUAUAGCGCUACUUAUAGAACUCGUUAAUCAAUUCUUGCGUUGAUGGGUCGCUCAGGACAAAUUAUAUCUCAACCACCCUCCUUCCUGUUCUAUCCUUGGAUUUACACAAUUAUGUGUUCAUUACCUGAUGAAACCAUAUAGUUGUUUUCUAGUUAUAUUAUAUCCUAGAAGGAUCCACACAAACUAACUUGUGUUCAGCUGUACAAUAUUUUGGAACGUAUGAAUAAAAAGAAUGAUAAACUAUGGAAAAUGCAGUGUCAAUUUUUCUUAGUUUAAAU